Gadus chalcogrammus (walleye pollock) is the source of this 1107-nucleotide messenger RNA. Its product is annotated as doublecortin domain-containing protein 2C. Gene Ontology annotation, biological process: intracellular signal transduction. Gene Ontology annotation, cellular component: microtubule; microtubule organizing center. The record is from RefSeq and is a predicted model, not a curated record. Bases 1 to 1107 code for a protein of 368 amino acids. NCBI's taxonomy places the organism in Eukaryota, Metazoa, Chordata, Actinopteri, Gadiformes, Gadidae. The transcript has 10 exons.
AUGCCGCCCCUCCCAGGCAGGCUAGCCUCUCAGCCUCCCACCAAAACCAUCAUUGUGUACAGGAAUGGGGAUGCUUUCUUCCCAGGAAGAAAAUUAGUGGUCAAACAACGCCAAGUGACCACCUUUGACUCUCUUUUAACACUUCUGACGAGUGGACUUGAGGCUUCCUUCGGAGCGGUCAGAAACGUGUACACUCCGAGAGAAGGCCACAAGGUGUCUGAGCUGGAGGAGCUGAGGACCGGAGAGAGAUAUGUGGCAGCCGGGGCGGAGCGCUUCAAACGACUCAGCUAUUUGCUAAUAACUCCUAGGAAACCAGAGCCAAAGAAGAAAGAAGAGAUCAAGCCAGUGACUCACAGCCGAAUCGUAGUUCCUGCCAGGUGUUUGAGGAGCAAUAAAGAUUCAUGCACCAUCAAUGUUUUUACCAACGGGGACGUCUUCGUCCCUCCUGCCCGUAUCCUGAUCCCUAAGUUCACGCUGAGCAGCUGGGAGAAGGUGCUGGCCCUGGUGACGGAGAAGGUGGAGCUCAGGACAGGGGCAGUGCACGGGCUGUUCUCUCUGGAGGGCCGCCCGCUGCGGGGGCCCGAGGACCUCAGGAGCCACCAGUACUACGUGGCCGUGGGAGCAGAGAGGUUCAGGGUCAAGGCCUACAGCCAGUGGUUUGCUGCAGCCGGCUUUAGAGAGGACCUUGAACACACAGCCAGGGGCCGAAUGAAGCAGCCCUCAGCCGCUGGCAGGCCGACGCAGCCAAACAACACGCAGGUGGCCACAGACCCACUUCUGCUCUCAGUGGGGGAGGGCAGCGCGUUCAGGGGGAGGAGCCAGAGGGAGGAGGUGGCAGGAGCGGUGGAGGUGCAGGAGGAGAGUGAGCUGGAGGUGGAGCUGCCCAUCGAUCAGGUGGAGGCCAGAGAGGUGGAGGAGGAGUCUGUACAAAGAGGAAUUGAACCCAGUGGGAUCAGCGAGGGCCUUCAGGGGCGUCGGCUCCCCGGCCGUUGGCCCAUGGGUGUCAGCGGGAGAGACAUUGGUACAGCUGUGUUCCACAACGCCAUCAUCCAGAGAGCUGUAACCGUGAUGAUCUUCUCGGAGGACUCACACUCUGUACUACUCUGA